AUGAUGGAUGAAGAAUUCGAUACAACACUGAAAUUGCCUGCACGGAUAUAUGAACCCGGGACAGAACCAAAGAGCACCAUUGUAGUCCUGCAAAAUUUGAACCUACUCUAUGUGGAUAAAGUCACAAAGCUUUUAGGAGAUUGGAAGACAGACAGAUUAGUACACUGUGAAAGAUUUGAUCUGCUGGAAAACAAUGCGAACAGAAUGUCUGCUGAGGAGAAACUUUCUCUUGGAGCUGCUAUCUUGACUCAUGGGAUUAUAAUCUCAAAGAAUCCAACGGUAAAGAUAUCGCGAGAAAGUGCAAUUAUAGGAUACGAGGUCCUAUCUGCUAGUAUACACAGGAUUCAAGCAAAAACAUUUGCAAAAGGUCAAUAUGAAGUGAAAGGAUUCGUAUGGGCAAUCACGUUGUGGGCUUUGUCGGCUGUGCCAGCGCUAGGUACUUCAUUUGGGAGUCGAUUUGAUUCAAGCUCGUCUGCAGGCCCGUUGUGUUUACAGUGGAAAGCCACUCAGAAUCCUUUUAUUUCAGAUAUAAACAAUAUACUCAAUAUGCUUGUGAUCUUGGCCAGGAAAGUGAAGAUCAUCCAGCAAGUCUUAGGCAUUUCAGAAGAAAACGAAGUAGAUGGCAAGCAAUCAGAGGAAAAUGAAAAUGUUUCUGAAGAUGGCGUGCAGAAAGAUACAGAGUCAGAGAAUUCUCGGCGUGAAGCAAAUUCAGAUGACAGUUAUGCUGCCGAUGAUGAUAAUACACAAAAACAUGGUGUUGUUGAAGAAACAGCUGAUUUUGUUGGUGGUUUUAAUGCUAAAAAUGCUAGUUCUGUUGGUAUUAGCGAUGAAGAAACAGAAGUUUUGGUUCAAGAAACACAAGAUCUUGGCGACGAGGAAACUACAAUCGUUGUUGAAGAUACAAAAGUUAAUUUUCAAAGUACCCAAAAACUUGGCGACGAUGAAGCUUCGAAUGGCUGUAAUAAUGAUAUAUCUCGUACGGCAACUGCAGAUUGUGUUUCAUCGCCUAUUACACCAAGAUUCAAUCUUUUUUCCCAAGACAGUUUACAAAACAGCAUAAAUAAUGACAAUGGAGGUGAUAAUAGCAGACACAGAGCUGAUGACAAAGACAAUGAGGAGGGUAUUGAAGCAAAUGUAACAAAUUCUCGAAGAGGUUUAUCCGAUUUACAAAGUGUGACGAAAAUUAAGAAACGAGCUGCAGAAGGAUACACAGAGAUUACCACGCUGCAGACAGCAGGAAAUGCUUUUACGAAAGCGGUUGCUAAAAUAGCAGAGACAGGCGUUUUCGUAUUGAAAUUAAUAGAGUGCCACUCAAUACGCAUCAAGGACUUGAUGAAGCUUUCGGAAGAAAACAUCGGGGAUAUAAGAUUGAAGCUUGCUGCUGAUCUCUUCUCAGAGUUAUUAGCACCGGACAGGAGAUGGAGCAAGGAUACACAGAGGAGCGGAAAAAGAGACAUUCCCUUUCUU
Thlaspi arvense is the source of this 1467-nucleotide messenger RNA. NCBI's taxonomy places the organism in Eukaryota, Viridiplantae, Streptophyta, Magnoliopsida, Brassicales, Brassicaceae. The record is from the annotation of a GenBank genome assembly.